This is a messenger RNA of Zychaea mexicana, 1096 nucleotides long. RefSeq lists its product as uncharacterized. NCBI's taxonomy places the organism in Eukaryota, Fungi, Mucoromycota, Mucoromycetes, Mucorales, Lichtheimiaceae. The coding region runs from base 1 to 1056 and encodes 351 amino acids. The transcript is spliced from 4 exons. The record is from RefSeq and is a predicted model, not a curated record. Gene Ontology annotation, molecular function: oxidoreductase activity, acting on the CH-CH group of donors, NAD or NADP as acceptor.
AUGGUCGUACGCAAUGCUCAAGUUGUAUAUGCCAACGUUCCUGAUGGUGAAAAGAACCGUGUUGGUCCAAAUGAUCUCCAAGUAAACGAGGCAACCAUUGAUCUUGACGCUCCACUGAAGGAGGGCGAGUUCAUUAUCAAGCAACUUGCUCUAUCCAUGGAUCCUUAUAUCCGCGCACGUAUGCGAGAUCCUGCCAUCAAGACCGCCAUACCUGCAUAUGAUCUGGGCAAACCUAUCGUGGGCGACUGUAUGAGCGUCUGUGUCAAAUCGAACAAUUCUGACUACAAGGAAGGCGAUAUCGUAAAUGCGGGUUUCGGUGGUGGUGUAUUUGAAGAGUACACCUUGGUAACCAAGGACCUGGAAGCAAACUACGUCAAACGGAACGAGGCCAAAGAAACCGGUUUGCCUAUCGGCCAUUACCUGGGUGUCCUUGGCAUGCCAGGUAUGACAGCUUACGUUGGAAUGAUGACCAUUGCAAAGCCAAAGGCGGGAGAAACCAUGUAUGUGUCUACUGCGUCUGGUGCAGUUGGAUUGCUUGCUGCUCAGAUGGGCAAGGUUCUCGGCUUGCGCGUCGUUGGCUCGGCCGGCUCGGAUGAAAAGGUCGACUACCUUUUGAAAGAGAUCGGUCUCGAUGGCGCAUUCAAUUACAAGAAGUGUGAUAUUGAUGCCACCCUCAGCGAGCUCUGCCCCAAUGGAAUUGAUAUUUACUUUGACAACGUCGGCGGCAAGACCCUCGAUGUCGUUCUCAACCAUGCUAACCGACAUGGAAGAAUCGUGGCAUGUGGUAUGAUUUCGCAAUACAACGCUAAACCUGAUGGUCUCUACAACAUGGAAAACAUUGUGAUGAAGAGCUUGACAAUCAAGGCCUACCUUGUUUACGACUACCCAGAACUCGAAGAACCUUUCAGAAAAGAUGUCACCCAGUGGCUAUUGGAUGGCAAGAUCAAGUAUCGUGAAUCCGUAGCCGACGGGAUCGAUAAGGUCUCUCAAGCAUUAAACGACCUUUUGUCCGGAAACAACAUUGGCAAGCAAAUUGUGAAAGUUGCUAGUUUGUAAAUAACGUUGAAUACAAUUUAUAUGUACUUUUGCAAGAGUC